Molecule: messenger RNA, 1023 nt
Organism: Helianthus annuus (common sunflower)
Lineage: Eukaryota; Viridiplantae; Streptophyta; Magnoliopsida; Asterales; Asteraceae
Product: G-type lectin S-receptor-like serine/threonine-protein kinase At4g27290
Exons: 5
Coding region: 1-1023 (340 amino acids)
Biological process (GO): protein phosphorylation
Molecular function (GO): ATP binding; protein kinase activity
Source: RefSeq, a predicted model, not a curated record
AUGUUUGGACAUGAUCCUGAAUUCGGAAGUGGUGAUGGAGAUCUUAAUAUACAAUUAUUUGGCUUGUCUACAUUACAUAAAGCUACAAACAACUUUUCAGUGAACAAUAAACUUGGAAAGGGUGGGUUUGGACUCGUUUACAAGGGUGUGCUUGAAGAUGGGCAGGUAAUACCAGUGAAGCGGCUAUCAACAACAUCCGCUCAAGGACUUCAGGAGUUCAAGAAUGAAGUCAUCUCAAUAUCUAAACUACAACAUCGGAAUCUUGUCAAACUCUUGGGUUAUUGCGUAGAGGGAGCCGAAAAGAUGUUGAUUUAUGAAUACAUGUCAAACAAAAGCCUCGAUUCCUUCUUAUUUGAUGAGACACAACGUGAACUCCUUGAUUGGCCUGCGCGUUACCACAUUAUCAAUAGAAUUGCUCGUGGACUUCUUUAUCUUCAUCAGGAUUCUCGGCUCAGAAUCAUACAUAGAGAUCUCAAAGCCAGCAACAUAUUGCUUGACUCAGAUAUGAACCCAAAGAUAUCAGAUUUUGGCCUGGCUAGAACUUUUGGAAGUAAUCAGAUAGUGGCUAACACAAAGAGAGUGGCUGGAACAGAUGGCUACAUGGCACCAGAGUAUGCAACUCGUGGUAUAUUUUCCAUAAAAUCAGACGUAUAUAGCUUUGGCGUAUUAGUGCUUGAAAUUGCGUGUGGGGAGAAAAACACAAAAUUCGUCUGCAAAGAACAUUGUGACACCCUUAUUGGACAUGCAUGGGGACUCCAUAAUGAAGGUAGAACCUUGCAGCUAGUUGAUAAAUGUCUAGGCGAAUUAGUUGAUGUGUCUCAAGUAAUACGAUCAAUCCAUAUUGGUUUGUUGUGUGUUCAACGUAACCCACAAGAUAGACCAACUAUGACUUCGGUGUUCAGUAUGUUGGUUAGUGAGGGCCCAUUGCCUUCACCCAAAGUUCCAGGCUUUUACAUUGGAAAAGCUAAGCAAGAAGCACACAACCUUCGAGCUUAUAUGGAGCAUGUUCUAACAAUGAACUAA